GAGGCGGAGUGCAGAACAUCUCCGCAGGAAACGUCACCGUUACGUCAUCCACACGCGACUGCAGUUUACGUCUAUGGGCACACCGGAGGGCGGCAGCUGCCUUCAGUUUCCGAGACAACAGUCGGCUAGUUUCUUAAAAUAUGGAAACUACUAUAGUAAUGUAGUGUUUUUAAAUGACCAGAGAUACCUCUCUACUUGAAGUCAGUGAGUAUAAAGUAAAGGAAUAAAGAAAUCUUGAGCUUUAAAAGCGGCUGGAGCUACACGUGGUAACGUUCAUGUUUGGUCUGUUAGGAUUUAAAUAGUUAGAUUAAAGACAGAAGGAGACUUUUAACAUGUCCCGGUACAACAAGAAAAACGGCAUCCCCGACAGAUGGCUGGAUUACAGAGCUGUUGGGAAGAGGCUCCCCGGGACGCGGUUCAUCGCCUUCAAAGUGCCUCUGAAACAGUCGUUGAACCGGAAGCUUCCGUGUUGCGAUGUGUUCGGUCCGUGGGAGCUGCUGGACGCUCUGAGCAAAGACGAGCAGCGGCUGGGUCUGAUCAUCGACCUGACGUUCACCACGCGCUACUACACGCUACAGGACAUCCCAGACUCGCUGCUGUUUGUGAAGAUCUUCACAGCCGGACACGAGGUCCCCAGCGACGAGACCAUCCUGAGCUUCAAACGCGCCGUACGCAGGUUUCUACGGGAGAACGCCGACAACGACGAGCUGAUAGGAGUCCACUGCACGCACGGGCUGAACCGCACCGGCUACCUGAUCUGCAGGUACCUGAUCGACGUGGACGGGAUGGAUCCUAAAGAGGCGGUCGAGUUGUUCAACUCGUCGCGGGGCCACGACGUGGAGAGACAGAACUAUCUGGACGAUCUACAACGGGGGCCGAAGAGGAGUAACGUGGGGAUGGAGGAGUCUGAGCAGGAGCCAAUGAGAGGCCUCGCCGCCCAUCGGCCGAGUUACGCCGGUUCAGACUCUGACAGCCGAGACGAGAGGCAGCCGCGCUUUAAUGACUCCCGGCACCAAAGCAGAUCUUUCUCUCCGAGGGAAACCAACCAGCGCUCGCCCCACAACCGCCUUCCACCCGGCGGCCGCGGCCUUCUUCCCAGUCCGCCUUUACUGCCUCCAUGGGCGGCGCCUCCACGCGCGGCGCCUCUCGACCCGUACCGGUGGACGGCCCCUCACGUUGACAGCUCGUGGAGGAGACCGCCUCGCUCAGACGAGUCCAGAAAUCAUCCACCUGAGGAGACGAGGUCCCGAUACAGUCCAUCAGAAGAGAGCCGGUCCAGAUAUCUUCCACCGACCGAGGCAAGAUCUAGAUAUUCUGUACCGAAAGAGACCGGAUCCAGGUAUCUCCCCCCGACCCAGACAGGAUCCACAUAUCCGCCACGGACCGAGAGCCGGUCCAGACAUCCCCCACCGGAGCGGGGGAGGAGGCCGCCGUCCCGCCUGCCGGAGGACAGACGGAGAGAUCCCGCGCCUCCUCCGUCCCUCCCUCGUUACUCCGCACGCUGGGCCAAUGAUACCAAGGGCCACGAGAGGAGGAGUGGGCCGCCCCCAGAAUGAGACACCCCUCCUCCACGCAAACACACAGACACAGAGUCAACACGUUCGACGACUACUAGAGUAUCGCCGGACGCGGAGAUCCGCUGCGUUAUUAACGCUGUGCUGUUUGGUUUACAGCUUCAUCAGACUUCUCUAGGGGUACAUGAAUGGGAAAUUCUGAAUUCAGUUCUUCUGCUGUGAUUAUUCUACAUGCUCCGAGAGAGGCAAAGGGUUUCCAAAUUCAAGCUUAGGUUCUAGGGGUGUCACGAUUUAGAUUUUAAACCGAAAAACUAAAAUUAGCUGUCCAUUUCGAAAUCAAAAGCGGGAUCGGCGAUUCCCCUGGUAUAUUUUUCUCUCUUUAUUUUCGCCUACUUCGCAUAACAAACUGUGUUUUUUUCUUUUCGUAGCUUACCAACUGGUAAGCUACUCAACGGUAGUGAGUAGUAUUACAGACAGAUGUCUUAAAAGCUGGGCUGGGAGUUUCACCGGAGGCUGAGAUCCGUUACCAACGGUGGGAUGUUCGGUUUACAGCUGAGAGCGCCACUGCACAGACUUCUUUCAUCGAUGGGACAUUCUGAAUGAAAUUCUCCUGCUGGGAUUAGUCUGCGUGUUUGAAGAAGCAUGUUUUUUUUUCCCAGUUAAGAAUCAGGUUCUAAAGGUGUCCCGAUUUGGAUUCAUAUCGCAAGUCGAUUGAAAUGAGCUUUCCAUGUCGUCUAUCGAAAUCAGACGCAGGAUCGGCGACUGCCCUAGUAUAUUUUUUUCUCUCUCUCCACCCCCAACUACUUGCGCACGUUUGAAGAAAAAACAGACACUGUUUGCUGCUGGUAGCAUGCAGCUAAAGACACUUUUUUUUUUUUUUAAAUUGAAUGGAAUCGUGACACCCCUAAUAGGUUUACAUGUUUUUAAAAUGUAUUGAAAGAGAUUUUGGUUGUUGGAUUAUAUUAAUGGAUCGGUUUCAGCUCAAAAGACCCUUUUUUUACUGUUUAUUUCUCCCCAGCCUGCGGGUGUUGCAGUUGUUUGGACAGCCGGCUCUACGGCGCAGCAUCUCACUGCGUACGAGAGUGAAAAUUAGAGUGUCUGAAAAUUAAUUGACUGGAGACAAAGAUCAAAAGCUCCGAUGGAAACUAAUGUGUGGAGCAGCCAAAGUCGCUGUGCAGCUCCUAAAGUUCCCACCUUUGAAUUCCCUCUCUGUGUUUCCUGGCCGAGCUGCAAACAAAAAGAGGGAAUUUGUAAAAAAAAAAAAAGAAGAAAAAGACACAAAGCUCAAAGAUCUCUACGUGCCUUGUUGUGUGAUGAAUGCCGAUUCAACUCUGCAGAGAGAAGAACUGUUGACAUGUUCAUGUCACGUUUUAUUUAGUUUUUAUUGGCCUCAUAUUUUAUGUAUUUUAUUUCCCCCACUAAAGAGGCUUCUUCUCUUUUUA
This is a messenger RNA of Perca flavescens (yellow perch), 2956 nucleotides long. RefSeq names its product dual specificity phosphatase 11 (RNA/RNP complex 1-interacting) (gene dusp11). The transcript has 9 exons. Lineage: Eukaryota; Metazoa; Chordata; Actinopteri; Perciformes; Percidae. Bases 333 to 1556 code for a protein of 407 amino acids. Gene Ontology annotation, molecular function: polynucleotide 5'-phosphatase activity. Gene Ontology annotation, biological process: protein dephosphorylation. The record is from RefSeq and is a predicted model, not a curated record.